This is a messenger RNA of Pediculus humanus corporis (human body louse), 639 nucleotides long. RefSeq lists its product as uncharacterized. The transcript has 5 exons. Lineage: Eukaryota; Metazoa; Arthropoda; Insecta; Psocodea; Pediculidae. The coding region runs from base 1 to 639 and encodes 212 amino acids. The record is from RefSeq and is a predicted model, not a curated record.
AUGUCCAUUCAAAAUUAUGCACUGAGACAGCUUUUGGAUGCUGAAAAAGCGAGAGUGGUUAAUGAAAAAGAAAAACUCGAAUUUCGUUUGAAAACAAUCGAAGAUAAAGUGACGACAAUGGAAAACGAAUAUAAAAAUCAAAAAAAUGAAUUAAUAAAUGCACGUUUGGAAGCAUCAAGUUGGGAAAAACAAUUGGAAAAAGAACGUGAAAAAUUAGCAAAAAUGAAAAAUGAAAAAAAAUAUUUAAUGGACGAAGUUCAGUUAAAUGGAAAUGUCAUGGUGUGGAAAAUUCCAAGUUUUGAUCAAGGUUUACAACUUGAUAACAUACUAGAAGGAAAAAAACCAAAGAAGCCAGCAUUGCCCUGGGACUAUACUGUCGGACGAAAUAACCAAAUUUUUGAAAUUUCGAAACCAGUGAUACGUCAAAAGAAACAACAAGCCGUAAUAAUAGUAGAAAAACCACUCGAGAGUCCAGAACUAAGAGCACUUCUUGCAAAAAUGGAAAAAAAAAUAGUGGUAAAGGAUUUGAAGAUCGAGGAGUUGGAAAGGUUGAUUUCGGAAAAAACUAAAAAUUCAAACAACAGAAUAAAAUCAUUAGAAUUUCAAAUUCCACAUUCAUCGAGAGAUACAAAAAGAUGA